Corylus avellana is the source of this 715-nucleotide messenger RNA. RefSeq lists its product as uncharacterized. Lineage: Eukaryota; Viridiplantae; Streptophyta; Magnoliopsida; Fagales; Betulaceae. The record is from RefSeq and is a predicted model, not a curated record.
AUGAGAGUCAGGGAAAUCCAAGUCGCAGACAAUUCCCUUGUAAUCAACGAACUCGAUGACGUGUACGACUCUGUCACGGGCCGGGCACUCACCGGGUCAUGGGUAUGGGGCUCCGCACUCGUCUUGUCCGAGUGGAUGGCCACUCAGGGCCGAUUCCUUUUCCACUUUCAGGACAAGACCGUCCUCGAGCUCGGCGCCGGCGCGGGUCUCCCCGGCUUGACGACGGCUCUGCUCGGCGCGAGCCGAGUCGUGCUCACCGACAUUGCGCCGCUCCUCCCUGCGCUGGUGAAGAACGUGGAAGCUAACGGACUCCAGGACCGAGUCGAAGUGAGAGAACUGGUCUGGGGAUCGGACGAGUUUCCGAGUCGACCCGGAGAGUUGGGCGAAUUCGACUUGGUUUUGAUGUCCGACGUGUUCUACGACGCCGAGGAGAUGGCAGCGCUGGCGAAGACGCUGAAAAGAGUGUGUGGGAAAGAGACCGUUGUUUGGGCGGCGUACGAGGUUCGUCCAUGGACUGCUGAGUGCCUCAGCGUGUUGACGAGUCACGGUUUUAGAAUCGUUGAGUUGCCGAAUCGACUUGGUCGAUAAGAAAGUUUGGAUUUGUUUUGCCGCUUUCCAUCUGAUUCCACAGAAUGAGGGUACGGAAGUGGCAGGCAUGGGUCCCGCCUUAUUCUUGUAGUUUUCACCUUUUGUCCUUUUUCAGUAAAAUACAUAA